Cricetulus griseus (Chinese hamster) is the source of this 3826-nucleotide messenger RNA. NCBI's taxonomy places the organism in Eukaryota, Metazoa, Chordata, Mammalia, Rodentia, Cricetidae. The record is from RefSeq and is a predicted model, not a curated record.
GUAAGGCAGGCAACCAAUCAGAUUGUGAUGAAUUGUGCUGAUAUUGACAUUAUUACAGCUUCAUAUGUGCCAGAAGGAAAUGAAGAAAUCCACGCUACAGGAUUUAACUAUCAGAACGAGGAUGAGAAAGUCACCUUGUCCUUUCCUAGUACUCUCCAGACAGGUACAGGAACUUUAAAGAUAGAUUUUGUUGGCGAGCUGAAUGACAAAAUGAAAGGUUUCUAUAGAAGUAAAUACACCACCCCUGCUGGAGAGGUGCGCUAUGCUGCUGUCACACAGUUUGAGGCUACUGAUGCCCGGAGGGCUUUUCCUUGCUGGGAUGAGCCUGCUAUCAAAGCAACUUUUGAUAUCUCGCUGGUUGUUCCUAAAGACAGAGUUGCUUUAUCAAACAUGAAUGUAAUUGACCGGAAACCAUAUCCUGAUGAUGAAAAUUUAGUAGAAGUGAAGUUUGCCCGAACACCUGUUAUGUCUACGUAUCUGGUGGCAUUUGUUGUGGGUGAAUAUGACUUUGUAGAAACAAGGUCAAAAGACGGUGUGUGUGUCCGUGUUUACACCCCAGUUGGCAAAGCAGAGCAAGGAAAAUUUGCACUUGAGGUUGCUGCUAAAACCUUGCCUUUUUAUAAAGACUACUUCAAUGUUCCUUAUCCUCUACCUAAAAUUGAUCUCAUUGCUAUUGCUGACUUUGCAGCUGGUGCCAUGGAGAACUGGGGCCUUGUUACUUAUAGGGAGACCGCAUUGCUUAUUGAUCCAAAAAACUCCUGUUCUUCAUCACGCCAGUGGGUUGCUCUGGUUGUGGGACAUGAACUCGCCCAUCAAUGGUUUGGAAAUCUUGUUACUAUGGAAUGGUGGACUCAUCUGUGGUUGAAUGAAGGCUUUGCAUCCUGGAUUGAGUAUCUUUGUGUAGACCAUUGCUUUCCAGAGUACGAUAUCUGGACUCAGUUUGUUUCUGCAGAUUAUACUCGUGCCCAGGAACUUGACGCCUUAGAUAACAGCCAUCCUAUUGAAGUCAGUGUGGGCCAUCCAUCUGAGGUUGAUGAGAUAUUUGAUGCUAUAUCGUAUAGCAAAGGUGCAUCUGUUAUCCGAAUGCUACAUGACUACAUCGGCGAUAAGGACUUUAAGAAAGGAAUGAACAUGUAUUUAACAAAGUUCCAACAAAAGAAUGCUGCAACAGAGGAUCUCUGGGAAAGUUUGGAAAAUGCCAGUGGUAAACCUAUAGCUGCUGUGAUGAAUACCUGGACCAAACAAAUGGGAUUCCCUCUCAUUUAUGUGGAAGCAGAACAGGUAGAAGAUGACAGAGUGCUGAGGCUGUCUCAAAAGAAAUUCUGUGCCAGUGGACCAUAUGUCGGUGAAGACUGUCCUCAGUGGAUGGUUCCUAUCACAAUCUCAACUAGUGAAGAUCCCAGCCAAGCUAAACUAAAAAUACUAAUGGAUAAGCGAGAGAUGAAUGUAGUCUUGAAAAAUGUCAAACCAGACCAAUGGGUAAAGUUAAAUCUGGGAACAGUUGGGUUUUAUCGGACCCAGUACAGCUCUGCCAUGCUGGAAAGUUUAUUACCAGGCAUCCGUGACCUUUCACUGCCCCCAGUGGAUCGACUUGGAUUACAGAAUGACCUCUUUUCUCUGGCUCGAGCUGGAAUCAUUAGCACUGUAGAGGUUCUAAAAGUCAUGGAGGCUUUUGUGAAUGAGCCCAAUUAUACUGUAUGGAGCGACCUGAGCUGUAACCUGGGGAUUCUUUCAACUCUCUUGUCCCACACAGACUUCUAUGAUGAAAUCCAGGAGUUUGUGAAAGAUGUCUUUUCACCUAUAGGAGAGAGACUGGGCUGGGACCCCAAACCUGGAGAAGGUCAUCUAGAUGCACUCCUGAGGGGCUUGGUGCUGGGCAAACUGGGAAAAGCAGGGCAUAUGGCAACAUUGGAAGAAGCCCGUCGUCGGUUUAAGGAGCACGUGGAAGGAAAACAGAUUCUUUCUGCUGAUCUAAGAAGUCCUGUCUAUCUUACUGUUUUAAAGCAUGGGGAUGGCAGCACCUUAGAUAUUAUGCUAAAGCUUCACAAACAAGCUGAUAUGCAAGAAGAGAAAAACCGAAUUGAAAGAGUUCUUGGGGCUACUCUUUCACCUGAAUUGAUUCAAAAAGUCCUCACUUUUGCACUUUCAGAAGAGGUACGUCCACAGGACACUGUGUCAGUAAUUGGUGGAGUAGCUGGAGGCAGCAAGCAAGGGAGGAAAGCUGCUUGGAAAUUCAUAAAGGACAACUGGGAAGAGCUUUAUAAUCGAUACCAGGGAGGGUUCUUAAUAUCCAGACUAAUAAAGCUUUCUGUUGAGGGUUUUGCGCUUGAUAAAAUGGCUGGAGAAGUUAAGGCUUUCUUCGAGAGUCAUCCAGCUCCUUCAGCUGAGAGGACCAUCCAGCAGUGUUGUGAAAAUAUCUUGCUGAAUGCUGCUUGGCUAAAGCGAGAUGCUGAUAACAUUCAAGAGUACCUCCUCCAGCGGAGAGCCUCCCAACCCUCAGUGUGAAGCCUCCGCCCACCUGCCCACACCAAGGGCUUGCUGCCUUUCUGCAGGGAUGAGGAGGAGCUACCCAACAGCUGAUUCACAUGCCAAGAAUUGGAGUCUUAUACCAGUGGGGGUUGGACAAUGAAUGUAGUUAACUGGUUCCUGCUCACACUCCAGAAUUAAAUUCUAUUGAAAAAGGAAAAUCAGCAAUUCAGCAAAAACAAAAUAAAAAAUAAAAAAAAAUGUAAAUAUGAUAGUAAUAAACUAGAGCAUAAUGAAACUGUGAAACUUCCUGGAGCCUGUCAAAGUGUUGAACACUCUCCUGUUAGUGACAGAUGUUGUUUUAAAACCUACCAAAAGGAAAGAAAGGCUUUUGGGGAAAGGAUUUUUGUGAAGUGGGUUCUACAUGCAGCCUGACAAGCCGGGUAUGUCCACUGCUAGGGAUGCGGACCAGAAGGCUGAUACUGGCUCACAUAAUGGAGUCUGUGCAUAAUAAUUCCAAGUGGGUUGUUCUUUUGUUGUUGGGUUUUUUUUUUUUUCUUUUUUUUUUUUUUUUUUUUUUUUUUUUUUUUUUUUUUUCCUUUUUGGUAUGGGGACUGACCAGGAAGGUAUCUUUUCCUGCAUAACUCAAUCUGAACCAAGGAUUGUAGUUCCCUCCUUGCCUCCCUUCUGUGUGAUCCCCACCCCUCAAAAAAGUAAUGAAAAGUUUUUUAAAAAGUAAAACAACCACCACCCCUCUGUCCUGGGCUCUUCUCCCUUUGGUUCUGCCUAGCCCUGACCCUGUCCUUCUUAGAGAUUAUGAGAAACAUCUUUGACAGCCACAUUAAAUAAGAGGAGCUGGUAAUACUUUUCCUUCUUUUUUUUUAAGAUAACUUUUAAGAACCCUGAAAUGUAUAAUAGGUGAGAGAGUAGAAAUAAAGAUUAUCAGCCAGGCCUUUCUGCUGGAGUGAUUCUGCUCAAAAUGGCCCCAGUUACUGACAGGCCAAAUGCCGUACUCUUCCAAACAGUAUCAGUGAGCUCUGGUUCACCGCCUUGAGCAAAUGAGAAGCCAGUGGGGACUGCUGUAGGGUCCAGAUGGCCGCUGCACCACUGCUGCACCAGUUUGCCCACUAACGAGCCUCGCCACCUAACCCAGUCUCAGCCCCCUCCUCUUGCCUCAUUUUUCCUCUUUAUUUUUUCUGAAUUUUUUUUUGUGUUAACAGAAAUUCAUAUUUGGUGUGGCUUAAUGUAUUUCAGAAGGUUGUCAGAUUGUGAGACUGCUUCCUCAAAACAUUUUUGUGCUAUUGUUUUAAAAAAAUAAUAAUUAAAAAACAGUUGGCGUUAAUAAAAAUGUCAAUGUGAA